CAAGUGACCUGUGUUGCCAGAUAGAUUUCCCGCCCAAUCUGGCAACACUGGUCACAUGUCAGGAGAGGAUGACGCGGAUGACCGCGAAGACAAGAUGGCGGAUUGUGAUGAACUCCCGAGCUUCAAGUGUUGUUGGACCCAGCUGGAGUGUUCCUGAACCCUGCAUUCUGCUGAGGGACUCGAGGUGUCUCGAGAACCGCUGGAGCCCCCGGAUAGUAGCUCACUGCCCCCCUCUCCCCGGGAUUAAAGACCAGGCUGACCCUGACCCCAUCUGCUGACCCCUGACCCCAUCUGCUGACCCCGUCUUCUGACCCCUGCCCCCCCGACCCCGUCUCCUGGCCCGGUUUCAGCUAGGUCCGCAGUGUUCUCCCAAGGAGCUGGGAGUUCAGGGAACCCGGAUAUUUCUACAGGAGUCCCCUUGUCUCGGUGUUGCUCCAGUGUGACGAGCUGGUGACCUCCUGGUGACCUCCUGGUGACCUCCAGGACCAGCAGCAGGAUGAACCUCCAGCAGCCGGCCCCUCUCCCGCCCCCCGUCCACCCUGACGUGCAGAUGAAGGCGCUGCCGUUCUACGACGUGCUGGACGUGCUGAUCAAGCCCUCCAGCCUGGGAGCGAGCACAGUCCAGCGCUACCACCAAGAGAAGUACUUCAUCUUCGCCCUGACGCCGCAGCAAGUACGAGAGAUUUGCAUCUCCAGAGACUUCCUCCCAGGAGGCCGGCGGGACUACAUGGUUCAGAUCCAGCUGAGGUUUUGUCUGUCUGAGACCAGCUGUCCUCAGGAGGAUAACUACCCCAACAGCCUGUGCAUCAAGGUCAACGGGAAGCUGUUCCCCCUGCCGGGUUAUGCCCCGCCUCCUAAGAACGGCGUGGAGCAGAAGCGGCCAGGAAGGGCGCUCAACAUCACCUCCUUGGUACGCCUGUCGUCGGCCGUGCCCAAUCAGAUCUCUGUGACCUGGGCACCGGAGAUCGGAAAGACCUACUCCCUGUCGGUGUAUCUGGUGAGGCAGCUGACGUCGCCGCUGCUCCUCCAGAGGCUGAGGAUGAAAGGCAUCCGGAACCCCGACCACUCCAGAGCUCUGAUCAAAGAGAAGCUGACCGCAGACCCGGACAGCGAGAUCGCCACCACCAGCCUCCGCGUGUCCCUCAUGUGCCCGCUGGGGAAGAUGCGGCUGACCGUGCCGUGCCGGGCCCUGACCUGCUCCCACCUGCAGUGCUUCGACGCCGCGCUCUACCUGCAGAUGAACGAGAAGAAGCCCACCUGGAUCUGCCCCGUGUGCGACAAGAAGGCCGCCUACGAGGGCCUCAUCAUCGACGGCCUGUUCAUGGAGAUCCUGAACGACUGCUCUGACGUGGACGAGAUAAAGUUCCAGGAGGACGGGACCUGGUGUCCCAUGAGGCCCAAGCAGGAGGCGCUGAAACUGUCAUCCCAGUGCAUCCCCAAAGUAGAAGCGUCGGCCCCCCUGCGGCCCAGCCCGGCGGUGGUUUCGGUCUGCUCGGAGCCGUCCUCGCCUUCCACCAAGAAGGCUGACGUCAUCGACCUCACCCUGGACAGCUCGUCCUCCUCUUCCUCAGAGAACGAGGAGGAGGAGGAGGACCCCCCCCCUAAGAAACGCUGCCUCUACAUGACCAAGACUGAGGACGUGCACGGCAAGGGAGUGUUGACCUACCAGCCGUCGUCGGUGCGAAUGCCCACCGUGCCCAGUCUGGACGCGCCCUACCUGAGCUCCACCCUGGCCGACUACGCUGUGCCCUUCCACCACUCCUCCCUGGCCUCCAUCCCCACAGACAUGCAGAGUAGGCCUACAGCCUUCCACCACUCCUCCCUGGCCUCCAUCCCCACAGACAUGCAGAGUAGGCCUACAGCCUUCCACCACUCCUCCCUGGCCUCCAUCCCCACAGACAUGCAGAGUAGGCCUACAGCCUUCCACCACUCCUCCCUGGCCUCCAUCCCCACAGACAUGCAGAGUAGGCCUACAGCCUUCCACCACUCCUCCCUGGCCUCCAUCCCCACAGACAUGCAGAGUCUGGAUCUGUUCUCCCUGAUUCAAGCAGAUUCCCAGCACUACCGGGCCCCCAUGUUCCUGGACACCCUGUCCGGGGGCCUACCCGGCGGGGGGGCCAGCGGCUCGGCCCUGGUGACCUCGUCCAGCACACGCUACGAGCCCGGCCUCCAUGGGGGGGCGGGGCUCCACGGGGCGGGCCCCCCCCCCCACGAGACCUGCGUCAUCACCGGGGGGGGCGGGGGGCCUGGCAGCAUCUCAGACAUCAUCUCCCUGGACUGAGCCGGACCCCCGGGCCCGGAGGAGAGCUGGGACUGGGCCCUGGACUCACCCAGACCCCCGGGCCCGGAGGAGAGCUGGGACUGGGCCCUGGACUCACCCAGACCCCCGGGGCCCAGAGGAGAGCUGGGACUGGGCCCUGGACUCACCCAGACCCCCGGGGCCCAGAGGAGAGCUGGGACUGGGCCCUGGACUCACCCAGACCCCCGGGGCCCAGAGGAGAGCUGGGACUGGGCCCUGGACUCAUCCAGACCCCCGGGGCCCGGAGGAGAGCUGGGACUGGGCCCUGGACUCACCCAGACCCCCGGGGCCCAGAGGAGAGCUGGGACUGGGCUCUCUGAACCUCCGGUGGGCGGGACUCCGGACCCACGGCAGCAGGGCGUGUCCCAGCGCUCCCAUUGGCUCCCUGAGGAAGGCUAAAGGUCCCAGCGCUCCCAUUGGCUCCCUGUGGAAGGCUAAAGGUCCUAGCGUUCCCAUUGGCUCCCUGUGGAAGGCUAAAGGUCCUAGCGUUCCCAUUGGCUCCCUGAGGAAGGCUAAAGGUCCUAGCGUUCCCAUUGGCUCCCUGAGGAAGGCUAAAGGUCCUAGCGUUCCCAUUGGCUCCCUGAGGAAGGCUAAAGGUCCUAGCGUUCCCAUUGGCUCCCUGAGGAAGGCUAAAGGUCCUAGCGUUCCCAUUGGCUCCCUGAGGAAGGCUAAAGGUCCUAGCGUUCCCAUUGGCUCCCUGAGGAAGGCUAAAGGUCCUAGCGUUCCCAUUGGCUCCCUGAGGAAGGCUAAAGGUCCUAGCGUUCCCAUUGGCUCCCUGAGGAAGGCUAAAGGUCUUUUCUGUAUCCCAGAGCAAUAACAGAUCAGUCCUGUGUUGCAUUCAAAUCCCCUUUGAAGUGUAGUUAAAAGGGCACAUGUCAUUUCACUGUGCCUGAAAAAAAGUCUAUUUGUGAUAUCCAAUCAAAGGUCCAAUUUAAUACCGUUGAAUAAUUGUUUUUCUUUAGUUUGAUUGGCCGUUAAUUGAAUAAGGGCCCAACAUCGCACCGUCACAUCGCAAUCCCGCCUUCGGUUUGGGAAUCAGAGGAGCAUGGGAGGUGGGUUGUCAUGGUGAUAGUCAUGGGAGGUAUGUUGUCAUGGUGAUAGUCAUGGGAGGUAUGUUGUCAUGGUGAUAGUCAUGGUUUUGGGGUCAUUGCUUAAUUGUUUGGGAAAUGAUAUCUAUUUGGGAAAAGCCCCUAACCCUAAUCCUGUUCUUCAAGAAGGUAUCUUUACGUUGGUUUGAGCCCUGACAGGAGACCUCUCUAGACGCCUCAACGUGGCCGCCAGGGUCCUACAGGACCUCCCAGGACGCGCUCUGAGGGCGCUCUGUCGGGAGCGGGGAUUGUUUUUAAUCGUAUGGGAUUCCCUCUGGUCCGUGUCGUGUGAGGACCACAUGUGAUGUGACAACCACAGAACUUGAAGAUGUUCCAGCGUCUGCCACGAUUAUUCUGUCCCGUCGUGUUCGGUUUCUUAAUUCCUCCACAGAACAUUUCUUCCCUUGUUGGAUGUUUUAUUUCAGGCUGUGAUGGACGUUGGAAGGAUUUGUUUUGAUGGUAUUCUGUUUUAAUAUUUGAUACCGUGGGACCAGAAACACAUUUCCUCAGACGCGCCUCCGCUCCACUGACAGGCGGUCUGAGGAAACUUCGGGAAACCCCUGCAAUAGAACCCGGAUCGGGGUCUAUUGGAGGACCCGGGGUCUGGUGUGGUGGUAGGGUUGUAACUAGGGGUUGAACGGUAGGUGGUCCUGGCAGAACCCUGGGACGAUGUGCGGGGGGGGGUGGGAACGAAAAGCUGUGAAAGCUGUCUGAUCCUUCCGGUCUGAUCUGAACUCUAUGAAUAAAAUGUGUUUUUGUA
Gadus macrocephalus (Pacific cod) is the source of this 4147-nucleotide messenger RNA. It is a transcript of the gene pias2, whose product is annotated as protein inhibitor of activated STAT, 2. Bases 497 to 2281 code for a protein of 594 amino acids. Gene Ontology annotation, molecular function: SUMO ligase activity; zinc ion binding; transcription coregulator activity. The record is from RefSeq and is a predicted model, not a curated record. Gene Ontology annotation, biological process: protein sumoylation; regulation of transcription by RNA polymerase II. NCBI's taxonomy places the organism in Eukaryota, Metazoa, Chordata, Actinopteri, Gadiformes, Gadidae. The transcript has 14 exons.